Molecule: messenger RNA, 5130 nt
Organism: Carcharodon carcharias (great white shark)
Lineage: Eukaryota; Metazoa; Chordata; Chondrichthyes; Lamniformes; Lamnidae
Product: nuclear pore membrane glycoprotein 210-like
Exons: 37
Coding region: 1-5130 (1709 amino acids)
Cellular component (GO): nuclear pore
Source: RefSeq, a predicted model, not a curated record
AUGGCGACAUCCCUCUGGGCCCGGCUUCUGCACCUUGCCGUCCUUUUCCGUUAUUCCACCGGGGCCAAGCUGAACGUCCCCAAGGUCCUGCUGCCUUACUCCGCAGCCGUGAAGGUGAAUUUUACCCUGGAGGCCGACGAAGGGUGUUACGGAUGGUUUUCAACACGACCAGAUGUAGCAACUAUUGGACCUAUAUAUCAGAAUGAUACUGAAUGUUCCAAUACAGCAUUGAUAUCUGUUCGCUCAACUCAGCCUACUCGCCUCACCAGCAUAAUCAUUGCUGAGGAAACAGUCACAGGGCAAGUGUUACGCUGUGAUGUCAUGGUUGAUAUUAUAAAUCAAAUUGAAAUUGUAUCAACAACACGAGAGCUGUAUGUGGAUGAUUCUCUUUUAAAAUUAACAGUCAGAGCCUUGGAUGAGGAAGGCAAUACUUUUAGCAGUUUGGAAGGAUUUAUUUUUGAAUGGAGCAUUAUGAAGAAUGAAGACAUGGAUAAUAUUGCAGAAUCACCAAGUAAAAUUAGAAUAAUGAAGUUUUCAGAGUCCACCUAUUUACCACCUGCAUAUAUAGCAAGAAUGGAAAAAGAAGGAAAGCAGGGAGAUAUCAUUCUUGUAUCUGGAUUAAUGACUGGUACUGCUAACCUGAAAACACGACUGCAGGAUCCUAUAUAUAAGAAUGUUCCUGCUGCAGUAAUACGUGUCAUUAUUCUGGAAAACAUUAUUUUGAGUCCAGCCAAUGAUAUUUACCUGUUGAUUGGAGCUAUUAUUCGCUACAGAGUUGCCAAAGUUGUAAAUGGAAAAAUGACAGAGAUUGAGAUGCCAUCAGAACAGUACAGAUUGGAAUUACAAGAUGAUCAAGUGAACUCCAAUAACGAGAACACAAGAGUUGCAGAACUGGAUUCAGACUCCUGCGUUGUUACAGCACUUCAGAUGGGGCAGACUAGCUUAGUUCUUAUGUAUAAGAACAUUCAUAUGCAAGCACUUGCUCAUCUGCCUAACUGUACAAUAUAUGUUGUGGAGGCUGGUUUUCUAGGUUUUUCUGUCUUUCCCGGAGAUAGAUGGGUUUUGGAAUUAGGAAGAAAGUAUGAAUUUACAGUGGAAGUAUACGACAGAAGCAGUAAUAAAGUUUAUUUAUCUGAUAAUUUAAACAUUGCCACUAUCCUUCCAGAAUUAUACUUCACAACCCUGAAUAGAUCCAUCAACGGAUCGUAUCUUUAUGUUGACGUUAUGAUGAAUGGGAAAGAAGUAAUUAAAGCUACACUAUUUGGAACAGUAGGAGAAAACCUGGUUGUCCCCAUUACCAACCACCAAGAAGUAAUCAUUUAUGAACCAAUAAUCUUGAAGCCUAGGAUCCUUGUGUUCCCAUGGCAUCCCAAACCCCGAAGUUAUCGGCACCUAAUUCAGGUUAAAGGUGGAAGUGGGAAUUUUACAUGGUCAUCAGGUAAUGAAAGUGUUGCCCUGGUGACAGUAAAAGGUGUGAUAGCAACUGGUGAUAACCGAGGCUUCAGCAUUAUACAAGCUAGGGAUGUGGAAAAUCCAAUUCACUUUGGCAAAAUGCAAGUCAACGUUCUGAGGCCAGUCAGUAUAGAGUUUGUCCAAUCCCGCGUAGAAAUAGAGGUUGGUCAGACCCUUGACCUACCUAUCAUGGUUUAUGGACUCUUGGAUACAGAUGCCAUGGAAACAGUUCCAGUGAAUGACUGCACAUUAAUGAACUUGGCAGUGCAGAUGGACAAGCAAGGGGUAUUCAAAGUCAUUCAAGGGUCUGUGUUUGACUUCAUGUCCCCAGCAACCACCCUCACCGUCCCUUCUACUGGUACCAACGCUAUUGAUCCAGUUGCCGUUGCUAUAGUGACACUGACUUCUUCAAAAGAAAUGCUGUUCGAAGGGGGUCCUAGACCUUGGGUAUUGGAGCCAUCAGGAUUCUUUGCCGAUUUGAAUGGUGAAAAGGGGGAAACAAUAAUCAUCAAACAGCAGCGAGCUCCAUUGGUGAAAAAGAAAAAUCACCAUGGGUUUAGAGUAAUUUGUAUAACCAUGGGAGAACAGUUUUUGACAUUUAAAGUUGGUAAUCAUCCAAGUUUAAUGAACCCUUACCCAGCCGUUGAGCCUGUUAAAGUGAAGUUUGUUUGCGCUGUGCCUACCAGUGUCACUUUGGCUCCUGUUUACAAGUCACGUGAACUCGGUCUUCCAUGCCCUCUGUUGCAGCACAACAAACAGUUGGUACCAGUUUCUUUCUGCAGGAACACCAUUUUGGAGCUGACAGCAUUUGAUCUAUAUGGUCGGAAAUUUGAUAACUUUACCUCACUGCAAAUUAACUGGAAAUCAUCCAACUUUUCUCUGGGCAGUUUUCAUCCAGCGAUACAAAUGGAAAUGUUCUUAAGAGAUGACGGGAGUGGACAGAAGAGGCUACAUGGUCAUCGCAUGGUUAUGGUUUACAAGAGGAAAGGAACAGUGUCCAUUUCAGUAUAUUUGGUCGGCUAUCGAAAGACUGAUAUUGACAUGGCCCAAAGACCUGUUGAUGUUUUGUUUUUGCCAAUAACAGCUACUAUUGAUUUGUUGCUGGUGGAUGAUGUGUCUUUAGUACCCAAAAAUCUCACUGUGUACAAUCAUCCUAAUAUUUUGGAAAUAAUUUAUUUAACUGAAGGCUCUGGAUAUUUUUUCGUUAACACUACUGACACUGAGAUUUUGACUAGCACAUAUCUGGAGGCCAAAAACUAUGUACAAAUAAGGCCACUACAAACUGGAAUUGUGACAAUGAAAGCAUAUGACCUAUGCCUGACAUGCAAAGGUCCAGCCAGAGCAGAGAUCUAUGUUUCAGAUAUAUCAGAUUUUGAGCUAGACUUCAUUCACAAGGUUGAAAUUGGAAAGUCUGUUCCAGUUAAUGUCAGAGUCCUGGAUUUCUUCAAGAAACCCUUGUUGAACAGAUAUUUUCGUUACAUGAACAUGAGCUUACAGGCAGCUUCCCCAAUUGUCACCUUAGAAGCAAUUACUGACUUAGAUAAACAUGCUGCAAGUUACUUAGUAAGAGCCGUGGCUUUGGGUCAAACUACCCUUGUGGCAACUGUCAGAGACAAAAAUGGUCGAAAGUUGAGCUCUGCCCCACGUCAGAUUGAAGUAUUCCCACCUUUUAGACUAAUCCCACAGAAAGUGACUUUGAUCAUUGGCGGUAUGAUGCAGGUGAUGUCUGAAGGUGGUCCACAACCACAAUCAAAUAUUUAUUUCUCUAUUAAUAAUCGCACCAUAGCCAAGGUAAAUGAAUUAGGGCAGCUGACUGCCCUGGUGGUGGGAACGGCAAAAGUGACUGGUAUUGUCCAAGCUGUCGACGAUGACACAGGAAGAGUGGUUGUUUUCUCUCAGGAUGAAGUGACUGUAAACGUGAUUCAGCUAAAAGGGAUAAAAAUCCAUGCUCCAGUAACUAGAUUGAGGACUGGAACUCAGUUGCCAGUGUAUGCAGUAGGGGUCACCGGUUGCCAGACUCCAUUUUCCUUCGGUAAUGCAGUACCGGGUCUAACAUUUCACUGGACAACAACAAAGCGGGAGGUGAUUGAGCUUGUCAGCAGACACUCAGAGAUUUCCUUACAGCUUUCUGCAGAACAUAACUUUGCCAUGCUACUGUACAGCAAAGCAGAAGGGAAAACAGGUUUGAAAGUCACUAUAAAGGCACAGAAUCCAUCUUCUGGACAGUUUGCAGGAUAUGCUGACAGAUUUUCUGAUGAGAUUCAGAUUAUGGUUUUUGGAAUAUUGCAACUUUUGCCCCUCUCUCUACCAGCAAAGGAAGUGCUGAUGUCACCAAACUCCUACCUAAAGUUAGAGACCUCUAGGGAUGGCAAAGCCUAUGUCAACUAUGAAGUGCGCAAAUGUCCUCAUAAUAAGUCUGUCAUAAUGGAGGAUGGCCAUGGUGUCUUGACAUCUGGACCCAGAACUGGCUCUUCUGCACUCACAGUAACAUCACUCGAAUACUUUGGACUGAACCAAACUAUUGUAAUAGGAGUGAGGGUGGCUCCAGUGGCAUAUCUCAGUAUUAACACCAGUCCAAAGUUGUAUAUAGCCAAAAAUGAAGAGCUCGCUGCCCUUCCUCUUGGAAUGACAUUGAUUUUUACAGUUAGCUUUUAUGACCUCAGUGGAGACCAGUUCCAUGCACACAACACAGAACUAUAUUUAGCCCUUAACAGGGACGAUCUGCUGCUGAUUGGACCCGGUACCAGGAAUAACACUUAUGUGGCACAGGCUGCCAAUGUAGGAUUGACCCUAUUAGCAGUUUGGGAUAGCAAGCAUCCUGGCAUUGCAGACUAUAUCCCAAUACCUACCCAAUAUGCAAUAUGGCCUAACAUAUCAGAGCACGUGAUACUGAGUGAUGUAAUAUGUUUCAGCAGCGUGCUGGUGAACCAGGAAGGUGAACCUGGGAACUGGUAUUUGUUAUCAAGUGAAAUUCUCCAGAUUGAUCCUACCACAGGAUUGGGAGUUACAAGAAGCACAGGAUCAACCAUGGUCUAUUACGAAGUUCCUGGAAUUGUGAGAACCUACAGAGAUAUCACAGUUACAGGCGUAGGAAAAGCCACUGUUUCCUUUCAUGGUUUCACAUGCAUAAUUGGUCUUCCUAAUUUUCAUGUGUACAGAUUUCUUGUGACUACCAUGAACAAAGAUAGCAGUCUGAGGGGAGACUGCAGUUUUGCUCAAAUGAAAGCUAUGUCAAGGCUAAAACCUGAAUCAAACCUUGCCUGUUCUGUACGAUUUAGUAAUAUUGUAUUACAGUUCCUAGCUGUCUCCGUUUUCUCUGUGGAACCUGAAUUCUUAGCUGAUAGAGGCCAAUACAGCUGCACCGUCACUGUUAAAGAACUACCAGAUUCUGUGCGGAGGGAGUUAAGUAUAGGCGGAGACACCUAUGUAUCUGUAAAGGCUUCUGUUCUGGGAGGCCAUUAUGCAGGACAGGUUGGAAGAACAGAGAUUCCUUUCAUUCCUGGAUUUUAUAUGAACCAAUCAGCUGUGACUCUUAGUUGUAAAGAGCCAACAGUUAACAUCACUGUUUUUGGUACAAUUAAAGUAUUGAAUGAACUGGAGGCACCAGCAGAUCAAGGCUCCCAAGCCAGUCAAGCACCAGUCCGAGCCCCCAGACCACGUCCGAAGAGGAAGCUCUAG